Ambispora gerdemannii is the source of this 1071-nucleotide messenger RNA. The record is from the annotation of a GenBank genome assembly. Lineage: Eukaryota; Fungi; Glomeromycota; Glomeromycetes; Archaeosporales; Ambisporaceae.
AUGUCGUUAAACAUAGGACCCGAGAUUCCUGAACACUUGCUGAAAAAGCCUCAAACUGAUUCCGACGAGCAAGAAGUAUCAGAUAACGAGCAAGAAGUAUCAGAUAACGAGCAAGAAGUAUCAGAUAACGAGCAAGAAGACUCAAAUGAACACCUGUCUUCCAAAUCUAAAAGUAGUAACCUCGAUCCAAUAGAAUCAGAAGAUAUCCGUGAUCAAGAUGAUCCAGACUCGUACAUGCCAGCAUUGCCACCGGAUCUGCUUGAAGAAAGAGCAAAAAGAAAACGGAAUCUAAAAAGUGAAGCAAGAGAUUUAAACGUCUCGGUAGAUGGUGACGAAUCUUUGAAUAAAAAGUCGAGUAGACGUGUUGUCGGUCCUGCAGCACCACCACCUCCUGAGUUUUUGGCGAAUUUACAAAAUGGAGAGGUGGAAGAAGAAGAAGAUAUCAUUGGUCCAGUGUUGCCGAAAGGGUUCUCUGAUGAGAUUAAUGAUGAAAUUGAGAUGCAAACGAAAAUUCACGAAUUUGAACAGAGGGCUGAGAAAAUGCGAAGGGAACUUCGGCCUGAUGACUCAGAUUCAGAAAAGAAAACAGAACGUGGCGAAUGGAUGAUUGUCCCUCCUAAAGCUGGAUUUCUUGGAGAAUCGCCUACAAAUAUGCGGUCAAGACAGUUUAACAAAAAAGAAUAUGAUCCAUCCAAAGUGGAUAAUUCGCUUUGGACUGAAACUCCUGCUGAAAGAAUAGAGCGAAUAAAGAAUAGUUCUCAAAAAAGAAAACAUGUCAAAGUCGAUGAUGAUGAACCCAUUAAAUAUUCUAAAGAGGAAUUGGAGACAGCUGAAAGUAUCAAGGAGUACAAUGCAAUGCAUCGCCCAGUAUCCCUACUAGAGCAACACUCCGAGACCUACGUAAAAUCAAAGAAAUGGGAGAAAGAUGACGUGCGACAACGACCAUUUGAUCGUGACCGAGAUGUUUUGGGGCCAAGACGAAUGGAUUCUCGUAAGCGUCGAGAAAUUGUGGACCAGGCUAAAGGUUUAGGGUCAAAAUUCGGUCAUGGGAGAAGUGGGACCUUUCUAUGA